Messenger RNA from Corylus avellana, 1314 nucleotides. The record is from RefSeq and is a predicted model, not a curated record. NCBI's taxonomy places the organism in Eukaryota, Viridiplantae, Streptophyta, Magnoliopsida, Fagales, Betulaceae.
AUGAAGGUGCAAAGGUGGAAGAAAGCCCUAACAAAAGCAACUAAUUUGUCAAGGAAGCAUUUGGAAAACAGGAAUGAAUCUCUAUUUAUUCAUGAAAUCAUUGAAUGGGUGAAUUCGAUAUUAGUAAACAAAACAUACUUUCAAGUUGCUAAGUAUCUAGUUGGAAUAAAGUCUCGUGUACAAGAUGUGAAGUCGCUUUUAGAUAUAGAGAAAAAUGACCGUACAUGCACACUAGGGAUCUUUGGAACUGGUGGAAUUGGUAAGACAACUAUCACCAAAGCUAUCUACAACUCAAUUGCUACUCAGUUUGAAUGUAGUUUUUUUCUUGAAAAUGUUAGAGAAACUUCCGGCCAAAAGGACGGUCUAAUCCAUUUGCAAAAUAAACUUCUUUCUAAAAUCCUAGGAGGUUUAAGUCAAAUGGUUGACAAUGUUGAUCAAGGAAUUACUUUGAUAGAACAGAGACUUUGCCUAAAAAAAAUACUUCUAAUUCUUAAAGACGUGGAUCAUUCAGACCAAUUAGAAAAGAUUGUUGGAAAAGGCGAUUGGUUUGGCUUAGGAAGUAGAAUCAUCAUAACAACAAGAGAUAAACAUUUACUAACUAAGCAUCAAGUUUUAGCCUACGAGGUAAAGGAAUUGGAUCACUACAAAUCUCUUCAGCUCUUUAGUUGGCAUGCCUUCAAUAGGGACAGACCUAAUGAUGAUUAUGUAGAAGUCACAGAAGAUGCAGUAUGUUAUGCUGGAGGAUUGCCGCUAGCUUUAACAGUGCUAGGAUCGACUUUAAAAGGAAGAGAUAUACUUUAUUGGAAAAAAUAUGUCACAAAAGUACUAGAUAGUCGUGGUUUUCACUCAUAUAGCGGCAUCAAAGAGCUAAAGGAUAAGUGCUUGAUAACUCAAUCUUGUGGAUCAUUGGUGAUGCAUGACUUGGUGCGAGAAAUGGGUAGAGAAAUUGUUCGACAAGAAUCACCCAAGGAACCUGGCAAGCGCAGUAGAUUGUGGUUUCAUGAAGAUGUCCGUGAUGUCCUAGAAAAAAAUACGGGAACAAACCAAGUUGAGGGCAUACUGAUAGAUUUGCCUGAAGCAGACUUGAUACACUUAAGUUCCAAAGCUUUCAAGAAGAUGAAAAUGUUCAGACUCUUUAUAAGCCAUAAUGCACACUAUUAUGAGGAGCCUGAUUUUCUCUCUAAUGAGUUAAGAUUGCUUGAUUGGCCCGGAUAUUCUCGAGAAUCUUUGCCAUCCAAUUUUCGUGGAAAGAACCUUGUUGUUUUAAGAAUAUCUCAUAGCCUCCUCAAGAAAUUGGAAGGAGUUGAGGUAUAG